AUGACUGUAACUCAUGAGCGCAUGCUGGUGAUCAGUCACUCGAAAGAAUAAGAAGAAGAAGAAGAAGAAGAAGAAGAAGAGGGGAAGAAGAAGAAGAGGAGAAGAAGAAGAAGAGGGGAAGAAGAAGAAGAGGAGAAGAAGAAGAAGAGGGGAAGAAGAAGAAGAGGAGAAGAAGAAGAAGAGGAGAAGAAGAAGAAGAAGAAGAAGAAGAAGAAGAGGGGAAGAAGAAGAAGAGGAGAAGAAGAAGAAGAGGGGAAGAAGAAGAAGAGGAGAAGAAGAAGAAGAGGAGAAGAAGAAGAAGAAGAAGAAGAAGAAGAAGAAGAAGAAGAAGACUGAUGAGAGGAGAGGAGGAAGAUAGAAGAUGAGGGAGAGAAAAUGGUCUGCAAGCUACGACGAGAACGAAGGAGGAAGAAGAAGAAGAAGAAGAAGACUACUGAUGAGACGGAGAAGAGGAAGAUAGAAGAUAAGGAAGGAGAGAAAGACCAAGAGUGA
This is a messenger RNA of Spirodela intermedia, 492 nucleotides long. The record is from the annotation of a GenBank genome assembly. NCBI's taxonomy places the organism in Eukaryota, Viridiplantae, Streptophyta, Magnoliopsida, Alismatales, Araceae.